This is a messenger RNA of Vicia faba (fava bean), 387 nucleotides long. Lineage: Eukaryota; Viridiplantae; Streptophyta; Magnoliopsida; Fabales; Fabaceae. The record is from the annotation of a GenBank genome assembly.
AUGGCGGCGGCGGCGGCGGCAUUCAUAAUGAUGUUGAUGACAGCAUGCGUAGUGUGCAGUACAGCUUCCUACAGGGCUCGCGUGGUGGGUGGCAAAACAGAGAUCGCAAACGUGAGGACAAACGAGGAGGUACAGGAACUGGGAAGAUUCGCGGUGGAGGAGUUUAACCGGAGUGUGAAAGUACGGAAAGAAGGGGAAGAGGAGUUGAGGUUCGUGGAAGUGGUGGAGGCGCAGCAACAAGUAGUGGCUGGAAUCAAGUACUAUAUGAAGAUAUGGGUUACGCAGGUGAAGAAUGAGGAUCACCAGAUGUUUGAUUCAGUGGUGUUGGUUAAGCCAUGGCUUUCUUACAAACAUCUUCUCCACUUUGCACCUUCUUCCCAAUCAUGA